Molecule: messenger RNA, 3567 nt
Organism: Kalmanozyma brasiliensis GHG001
Lineage: Eukaryota; Fungi; Basidiomycota; Ustilaginomycetes; Ustilaginales
Product: Actin interacting protein 3, C-terminal
Exons: 1
Coding region: 1-3567 (1188 amino acids)
Biological process (GO): establishment of cell polarity
Cellular component (GO): cell tip; cytoplasm
Molecular function (GO): cytoskeletal regulatory protein binding
Source: RefSeq, a predicted model, not a curated record
AUGACACGUCAGGACAGUGGAGGCUCGACGUCGGGGCCGGGCUACAACAGUCCUGGAGGCGGCAGUCAGUACUCACGAACACCAGCCCAGCUUCCCGAGGAGAUGCGUGCACGAGAAAGGCAGAGGCAGGUCGAGCGGGACAGAGACCGUAGAGAGCGUCAGACUAGCCAGUCUUCAGCAGUUUCCACUCCAGCACCAGCUGCAGCCUCCAGCAUUGCGCCAGACUCACCAGCAAAGUACUCGUCGAGCCACAUGGAGUCUUCCGUGACGCGGCUACUGGUAGCGACAAAGAUGCUGCUUGAAUCGCUCACAAAGUGGUCUGUAGGCCAGCGUAGCGAAGAAGACGUCUCGGACAUCUAUGUCCGGCUUGGCAACGACUUCAACUCGGCCAAACUUGCCUUCAGCUCGUACGGUAUCGACAUGAGUGAUCUCAACUCGGUGCCAGACGACCUGCGAGACUGUCUCGAGCGCUGCCUAUCGGAAGAUGCUGCACCCGCUGUUCUCGAAGUGCAUCUGCCUCGGAUCCGCGAGAUCAUCAUCAACCUCUUGCAGGGGCUCAAGAUGAAGCAAGCAGAAUACAAGCAAUUCCUUGUUCAGCAACGUGCCGCGAAAGAGAAGAGACGGUCCAGCAUAUUGCCCGAGCCGCCCGCACCAUCGACUCCAACGUCUCAGCAGCAGCAGCAAAUCCAAUCACAUCGUGUGCUCGGCCCACGCGCUUCCCGUCAAGGCUUCAGCGAGGGUGCAGCUCAAGCUCCCAGCGAGCAGCAAACUGGACAUGCCUCGCCAUCGCAGCGACCUGAUGCUCUCAAGCGUGCUAGCUCGGCGAACACCGCUCUGCCCACGCAGACAGCCAGCGACGAUUCCGAUUCACAAGCCGUGGCGGCAGCGAAUGCUGCUGUCGGCCGAACUAGCAUUUCACGCCCACCCAGCCGCAUCACACGCGCGGUAAGCGGCCCCUCGACAGGAAGAGGAGUCAGCGAGUCCCCGUCGCCCGCUCUGCCUCAGAUUCCAUUCGAGUCUUCCGAAACCGAGCAAGACGAGACGGCUCAAGCGACGCCUCGCCUGGCCAAUGUUGAGCAGUACUCCCUCGUCGACCCCGGCGUGGCAGCAUCAAAGGAAGAAGACGAUGAAGAAGAAGAGGAGCGCAACACCGGCCAGCCUGGUCCGCUCACCGCCUUGACACCGCAGCGCAUGAGUGUGCGUUCACCUCGACAUACGCCAAAGUCCUCCAUCGACAGGCCCGACAUUUCGGAGCACGACCCGAGCAUGAAGGCGCUCAAGAAUCGAGAUGCUUUGGAGCGACGCGCAAGCAAGCGCUUCAGCGCCUACACGUUCAACAAGAUGGGUGUUGGGCAGGGCUAUGGCCAAGGCAUGGGAAUGGGCAUCUUUUCGUCCGGCGGUAGCGCGGCUGGAAGUCCUCUUGCUGAGCGCAAGCCUGCCGAACGAAGGGGCAGCGGAGCACGUCGCGUUGUUCGACCCCCGCUACCAGAUUCCAGUCCAGCGUUGGAGGGUCUCACGAGUCCUUCGACAUUUGCGAGAACCGCCGACUACUUUGGUUCUUCUAGCAGCAGCGGCAGUUUGAGCGGAUCGCGGCCGCUGCCUCGCUCCAGGAGUGCCGCCACGGUCGACAGCAAAUUCGAAUCGAUUCAAGAAGUGAACACGCCUGUCACUUCUACUUUCCCUCCCGAUAUCCGCACACCUUCGCCAGAGAAGAGGAGGGAAGCUUCGCAGGAGUCACCAUCUGCUACGGCUGCGAGUCCAGCUUCAAAGGAAGCGACAGACCGACUUGCACCCGCCUCAUCUGGCAAGCGCGUCACCUCGCAGGCAGCGAGUUCCACCGACUCACUCCCUUUUGUCGAUGUGCAGAGCCCACCAUCCGAGUCGGGGGAUGCAGUGCACGCAAGCGACAGCAGUCCCCAGGCCGCCCCCGGCUCUAGCAACGACACUGCCCUCCUCGCCACGCCGCGUGCCCGCUCGAGCUCCGCGACCGACUCAAUCAAUAUUUUUCUGCAACUCGGUCGUCAGACUCGCAAAGCUGCCAUAGAACUGGACGCUUCCAAUCUGAUGACCCGCGGCAUCAGCGUUGCGAGACUGCGCAUGCUGUUCAUCGAUCGAUUCGCUUACUCGCCUGGCAUGGAAGACUUUCCCACCAUCUACGUCAAGGACCCUGCCAGUGGUGUUACCUACGAGCUCGAGGAUCUCAGCGACGUUCAAGAAGGAAGCUUGCUCACGCUCAACAUUGAACCGCUCGACCAGGUCAAGCAGCAUCUCGACCUGUCACUCGGAAAUAUUUCACGAGAAUUGCGCGAGCUCAAAGCGGCGCUUGCCGAGCGCGACCGCGAUGCCCGUCGCAUGUCGACGGUGCAGACCGACACGCUCUUGCCGCCCCACACAACGCCGACCAGGAUCAGCGAUUCACAAUUUCAAGCGGCCGGUCAGCGUGUGGCAGAGAUCAAUCGUAAUAGCGCUCGCCUUUCGAGAGGCGCAGGCGAAGGGUCUUUGGCACAGGAUGGAGACUCAGCGCAAGCAGCAGCCGGCCUGUCGUCGACAUCGUCCGCAUUGGCAGGAUCGCGCAUCGCCCGCGAGCUCAAAGUGCAGUUCGACGAAUUGCAAAACCUUCGCCGCGAGUUUGCUGUUACUCGUCAGCUGCAGACCGACUUCGAGGGCGACGUCAAGUCGAUCCUCUCGACGGUCCGCGAGCAGGCUGGUGCAGUCCGCGCAAUUGCCUCGACAAAGGUGGCCGCCGAGCGUAACUUUAUCGUCGCGGGCAAAGCACGCCUCGACACGCAAUCGCAAGACCUGCUGACGCUCAUCGAAGACCUGCAGGAUACUGUGGAUGACCUUCGUGUGGACGUGAUUCAGCGCGGAGUCAAGCCGCGCCCGAUCCUGGUUAAGCAGAUCGUCGAAGACGUCGACCGCGCCACCAACGGCCUGCUCGAGCUUGAGGGGUACGUGCAGACGGUCAAGCCGAGCUGGAAAAAGACGUGGGAGUCGGAGCUGCAGAACAUCGUCGACGAGCAAGAGUUCCUCAACCACGAAGAGGGGCUUCUCUCGGAUCUGCGCGACGAUCUGUCCGCCCUCAAGGAGGUGUUCAGCAACAUCCAGCAGGUGGUCAAGCUGCGUGGUGGCUCUGGAAAGGGAGGGAAAUACAUCCCUCCACUUCCCGAAGAGGGUCACGAAGGACUGUCGACCGUCAUGAUGGAGGUCAAAUCUCAAGCAGUGAACCACGAGAAGCGUCUGCGCGCACUGCAAGCCGUCGAACGACAGCGCCAAAAGGACCUAGCUGCAAGCAAGACGAAUGACGACUUCAGCGAAGAGCUCGCCGGGUUUGUCGACAAGAAGGUGCUCCGCAAGACUGGCGGCGUGCUUGAGGCUGAGCGCGUUAGGCAGAGGAGGGACCAUGCGACGUGGAAAGCUAUGUUUGGCGGCGGAGGACCCGGAGGCGUGCCGAUGGCCCCGAGUGGGAGCAGUGGGAGUGAGGCCAAGCCGAAGAAGUUGAUUUUGGGUAAGAAAAAGGGCGUGGCUGGCGGUGCGAAUGAGGGUGCUGAGGAGGAAAGCACGUCGUAG